Molecule: messenger RNA, 672 nt
Organism: Penicillium cataractarum
Lineage: Eukaryota; Fungi; Ascomycota; Eurotiomycetes; Eurotiales; Aspergillaceae
Exons: 1
Coding region: 1-672 (223 amino acids)
Source: RefSeq, a predicted model, not a curated record
AUGGCGCCGCAGAAACCGUUCCUCUAUCCUCUCAAGACGCCGAAGUCACACACGUUCCCAUCUGAAUUAUACGACGAUCUUCCAAGCAGCCGAUCGGAUUCCAUUAAGCGGGAAGAUGGAAGCGCAACACCCAUGACGCCUCUUUCAUAUACACAGUUCCUUGAAAAGCAUGCGUCCGCGGCAUAUAGCCCAUCGAGCGCUGGGGCGGAAUUUCCAAAGUUCAAUUUCGAGAAACGGCGUCCAUCGCCAAUUUCGGUUCCUUCGAGUGCCAGCACCAACGCCCCUCUUUCCGCAUACGAAGGACCCAAGACCACAAGUGCCACCAUGCCAUCUCCCUCUCCAAUCGCUGCUAGCCCACGAUCUGCAAGACUCCCAAAUACUUUACGACGUCUACGAAUUCCUACCACUUGCGUUUACUCACCCAUCACCGACUCGCCUCGAAGUGCCCGCACCAUACAUUCUCCAUUUUCCCCGUCAGACUGGAAAAUUCGAUGCAUCGAAACUCCUCGAAGUGCUGGAGGGAAAUCUGUUAGCGUAAGGCAAGUUGUGACGCGAACUGUGACAUAUAAGCGCACGCACCUGGAGCCUCCUCCCAAAGGCAAGAGGAGAAAAUCAAACGAUUCACAAGAGGCUUCGGAUGGGCCUAAGCCUUCAAAGUCCCCUCGGCACUGA